This is a messenger RNA of Paramormyrops kingsleyae, 3651 nucleotides long. Its product is annotated as alpha-1,6-mannosyl-glycoprotein 2-beta-N-acetylglucosaminyltransferase. Gene Ontology annotation, cellular component: Golgi stack; Golgi membrane. The record is from RefSeq and is a predicted model, not a curated record. Lineage: Eukaryota; Metazoa; Chordata; Actinopteri; Osteoglossiformes; Mormyridae. Gene Ontology annotation, molecular function: alpha-1,6-mannosylglycoprotein 2-beta-N-acetylglucosaminyltransferase activity. Gene Ontology annotation, biological process: oligosaccharide biosynthetic process; protein N-linked glycosylation.
UCUCACAUUACAGUAACCCGGGACAGAUUAACCAUUCGUUAACCCACAUUUUGCCUGCUCCUGUUGGUUUGAAUAGUCCACGUCAGCAGUCAAUUAAGUCAACACCCCCUCCUUUCACCAUUCACGGAAAAGCUUCUGCAAACUUUACUAUCCUUUUCUUCCUGUUUCCUCCGUACUGUCUACAUAUCACACUUUUGUAAGAUGAGUUUGCCGUGAAUGCCUGUUGCGUGUCAAAAAUCUGGCAACUUCCUGAACUGAACGCCCUGUGUAGCUAUGACGGCGACAGAAAUACAAAUAUGAGAACAUUCGAUCGGUCAGAUUUGAAAAAUAUGAGUGAUCGGACGGGUCAGUGUACAUUGAGUAAGUGAACUUCGGUAACUUGCCAUCCAGGAAAAUGAGAUUUAAAAUUCACAAGAGGAAUGCGCUGAUUUUCGUACUGGUUGCGCUCAUUGCUCUCUGUGUAGUGAUCAGGAUACGUAAAAAUGACAAUGUCCACCAAGAAAUUAAUAAGGACGUCGCCUCGCCUGCAAGCGCAACGAGUAAGUUUCAAUACGACACCGUUUUUAAUAUGAAGAAGUCCGUGUACGGAAGUAACUACAGGCAGUUCAUUCAUAAUGCAGACAAAUUCUCGGCAGAUCCUCAGUUGGUCGUAGUGGUUCAGGUCCAUAAGCGACCCGCCUACCUCAAAUUGCUGGUGGACUCUUUGGAAAAAGUUCUGGGUGUUCACAACAUACUCUUAAUUUUUAGCCAGGAUUAUUUUUCGGAGGAAAUAGCCAGUGAAAUCGAAAGGAUAGAUUUCUGCCGAGUCUUGCAGAUUUACUUUCCAUACAGUACGCAGCUGUAUCCUGCUGAAUUUCCUGGACAGGACCCCAAAGACUGCCCGAGGGACAUUUCAAAGGACAGCGCUAUCAAAAUGAAUUGCAACAACGCAGACUAUCCCGAUUCUUACGGACACUACAGGGAAUCCGCUUUCACGCAAGCAAAGCAUCACUGGUGGUGGAAGUUGCAUUUCGUGUGGGAGCGAGUGAGAGUCCUGCAGGGCUAUACGGGGUAUGUGCUUUUCAUCGAGGAGGAUAACUACCUGCUGCCAGACUUUUACCACGUCUUCGAGGGAAUGGCCGCACUUAAGAAGAAGGAGUGCCCCGACUGCGACAUGCUCGCGCUUGGUAACCAUGACGACGCCACGCGGUUUGAGGAGUUCGCCGACAAGGUUGAGACGUCCGGCUGGCUGUCAACCAGGCACAACAUCGGCAUGGCCAUGCCUAAGGAGAUGUACUACAAGCUGAUGGGCUGCAACGCGGAGUUCUGCACUUACGACGAUUACAACUGGGACUGGACGCUACAGCAUCUGUCGGGAUCGUGCAUCUCGAAGCCGCUUAAGGUGCUGGCAGCCAAGUCCUCUCGAGUUCUGCACACGGGUAACUGCGGACUGCACCAUAACCAAGGCUGCCAGCCGGAGGUGGCUCGUCAGGGAGUUAAGGGGCUCUUGGAUUUGUCACAAAAAUUCCUGUUCCCUAGUUCUUUGAUCGUGAACAGUCAGCAGCCGGUGGAGCACAAGAAUCAUAUGAUAAACGGCGGGUGGGGAGACAUUCGAGAUCACGUACUGUGUAAAAACUAUGCAAAUAUUCUGUGAAUAUUUUCUUUCUGGUAGCUGUUGGGUAACCGUGAUAUCAGGGUUAAAUCAGGGGUCACCACCAUAAGGUUCCAGCAGUCGCAGGUAACUGGAUUACCUCAUGACCUUUAACCUUAAAUGUUCUCAGGAUUGAUAAGUUUACUUUGGCCCAGUAAGGGUUGGGUCUUUACAUUUUUAAAAGAAUUAUCAUAUAAAUACAAAAAUCAAGUCAUUUUUGGAGUCGUUGCACUUUUAACAAAUGUAUUUAAACAUUAAUUUUAAUAUAAAAAUUUGCCAAAGACAAGUCCUUUUUUUUUGCUGUCAUACCAAGUACUUAUACUGUGUUUUAUGAUACUGCAUUGCACAAGAAACAGUAUCUGUUAACCAAAUUUGAUCUCAUAUGGGUUCAACCUACAGCCAGUAACUUUUGUUGAGUGAUGCAAUAAUGUAAAGCUCACUCAAUUUUAGUGUAGUAUGUUGCAUAUUGCUGGUGUUCAUAGGUUAAUUGCCUUCAUUCAUAUAAAAGUGUAACAUUUUUGGAGGCAAUGAGGUUCUUUAUUUAAUAAAAUGCGACACAUUGUAAUACAUUCUGUCCAGCACUUCAAAGAGGUGAGUGCACCAUGAGGAAUCUUUAAAUCUGUGCAAUAUUGAAGGUUGCAACAUAUGAAUUGUGUAACUGCAUAGUGAAUGUAUAUAAAGACAAGCUUUAGGGAGAGAUUUAAUUUUUUGGAGCAAAGACCAGGUUUUUUUUCUGUAUCUAGCAUUCAUUACAACUUUUUUUUUAUGGUCUGUAUAGUCUGACUAUAUGACUCUUAUUCCUCCAUGACUCUUAUUCCUGUUAAGUGUACUGAAUGCUAAUUUGUACAGCUAGAUCAUUAUUUCAUUGCAAAUUAGACUUAUGUGCCUUUGGAUGCCUUUAGACAGCAGAAUAUGUUUACUGUCGCAUUGUGUCUUUUAAAGAUAAGCCAAAAAAUGCAAGAUGACUCUAUGUACAGCUGAGCGUUCAAGCCUUGUUCAGCUCUAUGUAAAGAAAUAAUGAUCAUUAUUAAAAAGAAUCCGAUGUGUGAAUGAUGUAUAAUUUGUAAGGGAUGGAGAAAAACAUAUUUUUGUACAAAAAUAGAUUUAAAACCUUUGGAGGGACACUAUGACAUUGCCAUUGUGUUUACUGACUUUUUUUAAUUCAUUGUAUAUUUUGUACAUUUGAUGUAUGAUGGUAAUUUUUCUCCCUCCUCACAUUGCCCAUACAGUUUUCAGGUUAAUCGGUGGCUUUAAUCUGUCCUUCCUAUCAAUAUUAAUAGCUCUGCUAUCCAAGGACUCAUUGACUAAAAUAUGUAUUGCUUUUCAUAUGGAUACGCAGUCACUCUAAAUCUAUAGGUUUAACGUAUCAUUCAUAUAAUGUUUGACAUUAACAAUGAAACUAACCAGUGAGCCAAUUGUUUUAUAAAUAAUUGCCAGUGAAAUUUUUUUGCUCAUAUGUGCAAAAUCUUUUUAUUGUGGCAUUGUGGGGGGAAAAAACUGAGCUUUCGGGCUUAAUCACUUUCGUUGAGAACAUUCUUAUGAUGUAAGACUGCAAACUCUGUUUUGCCAUGUUUAACCUCAGUGAAAGCCCAACUGGAUUCCUUAACAUUUUUGAUUAACUGGUUAGAUCCGACACCCUCCAGAAGCAUGUUAAUGGAUGGCCUAGUUAGUUAUGGUUAAGCAUUUGAGUCAAUUCAGGUCUUUCCAUGGCACUUGAGCAAGGAGAGUCUUUAAGUUCUCUGUAGGAUGUUAUUUUUGUAGUUUUGUAGAAGUAAUGUGAAUAUUAAAAAUGACAACUGAUUGUUGUGUUUUUCUUUUUUAUUGCAAAUUGCAUAACUCCAGCUAAAAUCUGGAGGAUGUAUGACGUGCAAAUAGCCAUUGUUUGAUUGUUACGAUUUGACAUUACCAGACUCAAAGUUGCAUGUUAAUUUAGUUUAUGAUUAAGAUUGAAACAAGUCAACUUUACAGAUGCAGAGAUUACAAAGACUACUGAAGGCAUUAAAUAAAUCUAAUACUUUAUC